CUUACCUGUGUAUUAUACAUUGUCGAAGAUAAUUGACGAAAUGGCACAGGCAGCCUCGAAAACAUGUGAGAUUUGUGUUAGUGCUCCAGGAUCCCAAUACUGCUUAGAAUGUGAGCAAUAUUUUUGUGAAAAUUGUAAAACCUUUCAUAUCAGACAGAAACUAUCAAAAAAUCACCAAUUUCAGUCUUCAUCAGACGUUAUCCCGGAAGGUAAAUCGAAAUGUAAGGAACACAAUGAAGACUUCAGUUUUGUGUGUAAUACAUGUAAUGUAGCAGUGUGCAGUAGUUGUGUAACUGAUAGUCACACAGGGCAUGCCUUUUCUAAGUUAAUAGACAGCAUAUCACAGCUGAAGGAGAAGAAUAAAAAAGACCUCCAAAGAAAGGUUCACAAGACAACCCAAAACAUGAAAAAGAUGGAAGAAGUUCUAAAGGCAUUUGAUGUGAAGGCGGAAGUAGUAGUCAAAGCUAUUACAGAAGAAGGUACGAGGAUAAAGGCUAUGGUUGAUAAAUGUAUCGCAAAGAUGAUUGCAUCGGUCAAGGACCAAUCCAAGACGGAAACGGACAAAUUAACAAAGAUCAUAGCAGAUAGGAAAAUGGAUUUGAAGUCGGGAAGUAACUUAGACAAGAAGAUAUAUGAACUCGACAGGACACAAAAUGAUGGAAAAUUGUUACAGUCGUUACAGAAGCUUACAGAUGACAUUGCAAAGCUGACGAUAGAGUCUAUACCCGAAUUUCCGAACAUACAGUAUACUGCUAAGCCUGUAACAUAUAACGACAUCAAACAAUUGUUUGGCAUCUUCAAAAUAAGUGGAGUACGUACACAACAUACCGGAAACAGAGAGAAAGAAUUACCUAAACCACAGAGUGAUUACGAACAGGUUACGAAACCAAAAGAGGAAGGAAAAUCCCUGUUCAGAUGUGACGAGUGUGGAAAGGAAGAGAGAUCUGAUUACUAUGCAUUGAAAGAUCUAGCUAGAAACAAAGUGGUUGCUGAACAAAUUGUUACCAGUGAACCGGUUGUGGGUGUUAAAUCACCUGAGGAUGAUGCUGAACUAAGAAAAUUUGUGGAAGAACAAAAUAAUGACACUGAGGUUCUUCAGCUCCGCAAGAGGGCUCAACCACAGGAGGAAGCAGACAAAGUGGCCGAAUGCUUCUACCAUCAAGACGGCAUUUUAGAUGCUAUCCCAGAGGAGGAAUGGAGAGUGGUAUACCAAAUGGAGAUGCCUAAAGUGUAUAGGCAAGAAAUUAUUGGUCUUGCCCAUUACACCCCUUUGGCUGGACAUUUAGGUAUAAGGAAGACUUGCCUUAAGAUCUUGCAGCAUUUCUACUGA
This is a messenger RNA of Mytilus californianus (California mussel), 1330 nucleotides long. RefSeq names its product probable E3 ubiquitin-protein ligase MID2. The record is from RefSeq and is a predicted model, not a curated record. Bases 41 to 1330 code for a protein of 429 amino acids. Gene Ontology annotation, molecular function: zinc ion binding. Lineage: Eukaryota; Metazoa; Mollusca; Bivalvia; Mytilida; Mytilidae. The transcript is spliced from 8 exons.